Molecule: messenger RNA, 588 nt
Organism: Parastagonospora nodorum SN15
Lineage: Eukaryota; Fungi; Ascomycota; Dothideomycetes; Pleosporales; Phaeosphaeriaceae
Exons: 3
Coding region: 1-588 (195 amino acids)
Source: RefSeq, a predicted model, not a curated record
AUGCAAUACCAAGAUCACAACUCCGCUGGCGGUAUUGACCAACAGGGCACCCCCGCGAACUUUGGUUGGGACUGCUGCAUCUACGGAGACCAAUAUGCAUGCAUGAAGAUCCAUGGACCUGAGCAGGCAAUACUUGAAGGCGAAGAAGCCGUCUGGGAAGUGGAACAAGUGGAACAAGAGGACACGUCUGAUGACGAUGAAGAUGACAGCUCCGAUGAAGACGAUACCUCCGAUGAAGACGACGCCUCCGAUGAAGUAGAAGAGACAGAAGAUGGAUUCGAAGGUUACGAGCAAACCGCAGUUCAUGCAACAUCCUCUCGUAGCUUUUUUCAAUUUCACAACACUGCGAAAACCUCCAGCAGAUUCCGUACGUUGACCGGCAAAGCCAAAGAGCAUCUACGGGACGAGAACAAUCGCAAGAAAGCGGUAGAAACGUUCCAGAACGGUAUGCGAGAAGUCACGGCUUUUGUGACUGAAAUUCAGGCCAAGCAGGGAGCAGCGGGUUCUAAACGCGCUGGGCCAAAGGGUGAUGGGAAGGAGUUGGCGAUGAUUUGCGGGAAGGUGGCGAUGAAGAGGUUCAAGAAGUGA